GUGCCGGGCGGACGCCCAGGCUGUGGGUUCAGGUCGGCAGAGCUGUCGGGCUGCGCUGCCGGGGCAGCCGCGGUUAUGCGCGGCCGAGAUGGUGCAGCCGCCCGGCGCUAGGCUCCGCCUCCUCGCCCCUCUGCUGCUGCCGCUGUUGCUGCUUACCGUCCCCAGUGCCUGCCCGCCGAGCCGCCCCCCGGGGCCGCCCGUCGUGCUGGUCCCAGGGGAUUUGGGUAACCAGUUGGAAGCAAAACUUGACAAACCGACAGUGGUACACUACCUCUGCUCCAAGAAGACAGAAAGUUACUUUACUCUCUGGCUGAAUUUAGAAUUGCUGCUGCCUGUCAUCAUUGACUGCUGGAUUGACAAUAUCAGGCUGAUAUACAAUCGGACAAGUAAGAUCACAGAGCCACCAGAUGGAGUGGAUGUCAGAGUUCCAGGGUUUGGGCAGACAUUUGCCUUGGAGUUCCUUGAUCCUAGUAAAAGAAAUGUUGGUACUUACUUUUACACACUGGUGCAGAGUUUGGUAGAUUGGGGCUACCAGAGAGAUGAAGAUGUAAGAGGAGCUCCUUAUGACUGGCGGAAGGCACCAAAUGAGAAUGGAGACUAUUUUGUUGCCCUUCGGAAGAUGAUAGAGUCUAUGUAUGAACAGUAUGGAAGUCCUGUGGUGUUAAUUGCCCACAGUAUGGGUAAUAUGUACGCACUGUACUUCCUCAAUCACCAGACUCAAGAAUGGAAAGACAAGUACAUAAAGGAUUAUGUGUCGCUAGGUGCCCCAUGGGGAGGUGUGGCUAAAACCCUCCGAGUGCUGGCUUCAGGUGACAACAACAGGAUACCUGUCAUCAGUCCACUUAAGAUCAGAGACCAGCAAAGAUCUGCAGUUUCAACCAAUUGGAUGCUCCCUUACAACUACACAUGGCCUCCAGACAAGAUCUUUGUAAGCACACCCACUGCUAACUACACUAUCCAGGAUUAUCAAAAAUUCUAUAAGGACAUCAACUUUGAAGAUGGCUGGCUUAUGAGACAAGACACUGAGCCCUUGGUCUACCAGAUGAUACCACCUGGUGUGCGCAUCCACUGUCUUUAUGGCACUGGUGUAGAAACCCCUGACUCAUUCUAUUAUGAUAUGUUUCCUGACAAAGAGCCCAAGAUUGUGUACAGUGAUGGGGAUGGUACAGUGAACUUGCAGAGUGCCAUACAGUGUCAAAAGUGGGUGGGCAUGCAAGAGGAGGAGGUGCUGUUGUUUGAGCUGUCUGGAAAUGAGCAUAUUGAGAUGCUGUCAAACGUUACAACCAUUUCUUAUGUGAAAAAGCUGCUUUUUGGUUUGUGACACCUUAUGUUGGCUCUCUUUCCCAUGAUGCUUUCCCUUAAAUAAGGGGAAAUGCCUUUUGAUCCCCUGGUUUUUAGGCAGUUGGGUUAUUUAUUUGUUGUUUUUUGGGACAUUUCUCCCCUCCCCCCCAAGCCAUUUUCAGAAAGCUGUUUUGGUGUCCUUAAUGCUCACUUGUCUCUUGAAUGAGUGUUCAAAAUGCAUCAUGGUGUUUCACAGUUGGAAGUCUGUCAUGUGCAUUUGAUUUGAUACCUCUAGUGGAAGUGUCCAGUGUUCAUACAGAAGUUCAUUUGAAUGUGAAACCCUUUUGUGCAGAAUGUACAGCCUAUGCCAUUUCCUAUGUGUGAUCUUUGUUGGGAGGAGAAAUAUUGCUUACUGUUCAGUGUCAGUUGUGCAGUAAAAAGAAAGAUGUCAAGAAUUGGGAGGGCAGCAAUGUUCCUCCAAGAUCUGAUAUCUUAAUAGUUCAGCUUGCAAAUGUGAUCUAGCAGCAGGUGUAACAGACUUAGAGUUAAAUAUUGCUUUUUUUUUUUCUUUGCUUUUUUUUGUGUGUGCGCAUUACAUCUAGCCUCUCUGUAACAUUCAUAUUGUUCCUGGAAAAGAGAUGUGUUAAUGCUUAUGAUUCCUUAUUGGGCAUAUCUGCAAAAGUCAGGAGAGACCUAGUUGUCCUUUACUCUGAGACCUUGAUGACUUGGCAUCUAGAUCCCCAGGACUGCUAGCAAUCUUUUUACAUUUUUUCUUUGUUAGCACUAAGAAAAACCUAAAACUUAAGGAACCCUAUAGCCAUUCACAUGUGGAGCAAACAUCAACAUCCACAAACAAUGAAUACUGGCAAAUGCAGAAAAUGUAGAAUUUGUCAACGUGAAAAAUUACCACUGUUUGCCAAAAGGUGGGGGAUAAACAGGCAACUAUUUAAAACAAAGCAAAACUCUAAAUUUCCUAGAGCUGGGAUACACUGUAUUGCACUCUAGUUUAAAGUAUGUAACUUGCUUCCAACCAAAUACUUUUGUUUAGAUCCAGAUUCCAGUUCAUUGACAAUCUUUUAAUAUGGAUCAAAAUCAUAUUUUGGUGGCAAGAAGUUUAGUGUAGAUAUACUUCCUGUAGUGGCACUAAGUUGGUCCUAAUUAGGGUUGAGAAAUUAGUUUUAUAGUGUGAAAAUUUCACAUUUGUACUUCCCCAGUUACAGAGACUUUAAAUAGCCUAUUGUGUAAGGUUCACAGACUUGAUUGGGAAGUGGUACUGAGAUUCUUCUGCACAAGCAUUAGAACAAGUCACCAGUUUGAUCACAUUUCUUUGCUUUUGAUAAGAAUUCUGUUGAGUGCUUUCAGUACCUGGCUCUUCAGGAAAAGAUACCUUCAGAGUUCUUGACUGAAAUUCGUCAGGAAAAACCAAACAA
Messenger RNA from Gavialis gangeticus (Gharial), 2711 nucleotides. It is a transcript of the gene PLA2G15, whose product is annotated as phospholipase A2 group XV. The transcript is spliced from 6 exons. The coding region runs from base 89 to 1321 and encodes 410 amino acids. NCBI's taxonomy places the organism in Eukaryota, Metazoa, Chordata, Crocodylia, Gavialidae. Gene Ontology annotation, biological process: phosphatidylcholine metabolic process; ceramide metabolic process. Gene Ontology annotation, cellular component: lysosome. The record is from RefSeq and is a predicted model, not a curated record.